Molecule: messenger RNA, 1063 nt
Organism: Schizophyllum commune H4-8
Lineage: Eukaryota; Fungi; Basidiomycota; Agaricomycetes; Agaricales; Schizophyllaceae
Exons: 3
Coding region: 20-997 (325 amino acids)
Biological process (GO): ubiquinone biosynthetic process
Molecular function (GO): methyltransferase activity
Source: RefSeq, a predicted model, not a curated record
UCCCUUACUUCCAACCGCCAUGCUGGGUCUUGCUCGUCGUACCGGGGGCGCUUCCGUCGCUCGUUCACUGUCUCGUAGCACCGUCCUGCAGUGCAGGUACCAGAGCACCCAGCCGUCUACCCCGUCCUCUCAGGACAAGUCCCCCUUCCAACCCACCGCUUCCUCGCCUUCCUCUACCAGCAAUGCCUCACCCUCGGAUGCUCAGCCCCGCCGCACCGUCUCCUUUGGCUUUCAAAAUGUACCCGAGGAAGAAAAGCAAAACCUCGUGAAGAACGUCUUCGACUCCGUCGCGAGCAACUACGACCUCAUGAACGACGCCACGUCCUUCGGCGUGCACCGGCUGUGGAAGGACAACUUCGUUGACUCGCUCAAGCCGGGGAGGAAGGGCCCGAUGAAGUGCAUUGACGUCGCGGGCGGCACGGGGGAUAUUGCGCUCCGGAUUUUGGACUAUGCGCGGGAGAAGUAUGCGGAUAGGGAGACGACGGUGGAUGUGGCGGAUAUUAAUGGGGAGAUGCUGAAGGAGGGGUACAAGCGGUUCAAGAAGACGAUGUACCACAACACUCCCCAGGUCGCGUUCCAUGAGGCGAACGCGCAGGAGAUGUCGCAGUUCCCGGACAACACGUAUGACCUGUACACCAUCGCGUUCGGCAUUCGCAACUGCACAAGUAUUCCGGAUGUGUUGAAGGAGGCUCAUCGUAUCCUGAAGCCUGGAGGCGUCUUCGCCUGCUUGGAGUUCAGCAGGGUAAACAACCCCAUCCUCAGCACCUUGUACGAUCAGUACUCCUUCACCAUGAUCCCGCUACUCGGCACCCUGCUGUCCGGCGACCGUGACGCAUACCAGUACCUUGUCGAGUCAAUUCGGAGGUUCCCGCCACAGCCAGAGUUUGCGAAGAUGAUCAGGGAUGCUGGCUUCACGACUGGGGAGUUUGUGGAUGGCGGCGCCUGGACGGACUACUGGGGUGGCAUUGCUACUGUACACAAGGGUGUCAAGCUAUAGAUACAUGUCGUAUAAUCUACUUACCGCGAUAUAGACUUCAGCAUAUACUCCGCUCUUCACCGGUCU